AUGAAUUUCUGCCGCAAACCGCAUGUGCUGCUGUGUGCUAGCGGGAGCGUGGCGACGAUCAAGGUGCCGGAGAUUGCAGUGCGUUUAUCGGAGACAGCAGAGGUGUGCGUGGUACUCACCAAGUCAGCAGAUUUUUUCCUACAACGCGCCCAAGAUUACGAUGCAAUCGCUUGGGCGGAGUUCAUUGCAGCAACACAAUUUUCACAUAUUGAACAUGGUAACAAAAUUGAAGUUGUUCGUGAUGAUGACGAGUGGAAAGUGUGGAAUAUCGUGGGGGACCGCGUGCGUCACAUUGAGCUUAAGGACUGGGCUGACGUGAUGCUUUUGGCUCCUAUGUCUGCAAAUACCCUCGGAAAACUCGCGAACGGCUUGGCAAAUAAUCUCGUAACAUGCAUUGCUCGGGCUUGGAUCAUGACCAAGCCUUUUAUAUUCGCACCUGCGAUGAAUACGGAUAUGUGGAACCAUCCAAUCACAGCUAAACAACUUCGAGUGCUAAAUGAGCUCGGAUACAAGAUGAUUCCCCCCGUGGAGAAGAAAUUGGCUUGCGGAGUUAUUGGAAAUGGAGGCCUUGCAAUGGUUGAUAGCAUUGUCGCUUUCACACUUGAGGAAUUGAGCUACGUAACUCUUCCCAAGUAG
Molecule: messenger RNA, 636 nt
Organism: Peronospora farinosa
Lineage: Eukaryota; Oomycota; Peronosporomycetes; Peronosporales; Peronosporaceae
Source: the annotation of a GenBank genome assembly